Molecule: messenger RNA, 1715 nt
Organism: Neltuma alba
Lineage: Eukaryota; Viridiplantae; Streptophyta; Magnoliopsida; Fabales; Fabaceae
Exons: 5
Coding region: 321-1421 (366 amino acids)
Cellular component (GO): chloroplast
Source: RefSeq, a predicted model, not a curated record
UGGACGAGGUAGAACAGUGCGAACCGCGAAGGCUUCGUCUCCGCACGACCCACAAAAUAUUAAAAAUAGCACACGACCUCGUGAGCAACUGAGCUUGCGCAGUGAAAAAUUCUCAAUGCUUCUUCAAACCUUCACCGCAGCUUCUCCCAGUUGCCCCUCUUGACCCCUGUUUUCGUUUCUUUGUGAAGAAAUUUACACUUGUCUAUUUCAUAAUUACUCCUCAAACGAAUCAAUUGCUUCUGCGAGAGGGAAUUUUUGUAUAUGGAUUGGUUGAUUAAUUUGAGUCAGUGCUAGUCUUUGAUGCUGUUCUUGCUUCAGAUAUGGCUUCUAAGUCUCCGUCAUUUUCCUGUCUAGCAGCUUCUCCGUCUUCUCCUUUCCAACGCCGGAGAACUGCCCAGCUGAGGUUAUCACAAAGGUUGUUCAACAGCCAGCAAAAUAGUGCGCAGCAGUUAAUAUGCACUAGAGACAAGUCAAAUCAGUUAAUACAUGGAAUGAGGAAGAUAAAUGGAAGGAUCCAGAAGCAGCGACAUCGUGUUUUUGUUGCCUCUGAGGAUCAGUCACAGCAUAAUGAGCUCAAAACAGAUGAUUUCGUGCCAGAAAACCAUGAUAUGAACUCUGAAGAAAUCUCAAUUGAUAGCAAUUCUUCUUUCUAUUCAUCAAGUGGUGACGGAAAGCUUGGUCUGAUAUCAUUUUAUAAUCGUCCUUAUAGGAAAGAUAGUGAGAUGCUUCAGUUGAAUGGAGAGAGGGAUCAAAACAGCAUACUGUGGUUUAUGGGCCCCGCAGUUCUUGUUGCUUCCUUCAUUUUUCCUUCACUCUAUUUACGUAGAAUUCUUUCUGUCAUCUUUGAGGACUCUUUGUUGACUGAUUUCCUCAUAUUAUUCUUCACAGAGGCAAUAUUCUAUUGUGGUGUUGCGGUAUUUCUUUUUCUACUAGACCGUUUAAGGAGGCCAGUGCUAGAUGUUGCUGCAAAUAAUAACGAUGCUCCUACUCCUCAACUGGGACAAAGGAUCUCUUCUGUUGCUAUUCUAGUACUUAGUCUUAUAAUUCCAAUGGUCACUAUGGGUUUGGUCUGGCCAUGGACGGGCCCUGCGGCUUCUGCAACUCUUGCUCCAUACCUGGUUGGUAUAGUUGUACAGUUUGCAUUUGAGCAAUAUGCUCGAUAUCGGAAGUCCCCUUCAUGGCCCGCAAUACCCUUUAUCUUUCAGGUUUAUAGACUGCACCAACUAAAUAGAGCAGCCCAAUUGGUGACAGCUCUGUCAUUUACAGUUAGAGGAGCUGAAAUGACCUCACAUAACCUUGCUAUAAAUAGCUCUUUGGGUACUCUUUUAAACGUCCUACAGUUCCUCGGCGUGAUUUGUAUUUGGUCACUUUCAAGUUGCCUUAUGAGGUUUCUACCUUCUGUUUCUGCAACAACGCAAUGACGCCCAGACUUCCGUGUAAGAUAUUAUCACCCUAGCCAAAGCACGCCCCAGUUCGUCUACGUGCAGAUUUUAAUCAUCAUCCUUUGUAUAUUUCAAGGAUAUUAGUAAAAAAAUAUUCUUUUGAGCUUUCUGUUUAACUGCUUAAAUUUUUGAAAUGGGAUAAUCUUUUUUUACGUGGUAAUUAUUGUUUUUUUGGCACUCUAGUUGAAUUACAUGAGAGCAUGAGUGAGUUCUCCGGUGAGAAUGUGGUCAUGACAUUUAAAAUUAUCCAUGGCAUCUCUUGUAGAAACAAAA